Molecule: messenger RNA, 2367 nt
Organism: Carya illinoinensis
Lineage: Eukaryota; Viridiplantae; Streptophyta; Magnoliopsida; Fagales; Juglandaceae
Product: transcription factor MYB120-like
Exons: 1
Coding region: 615-2051 (478 amino acids)
Source: RefSeq, a predicted model, not a curated record
CGCCCUAAACCUCAUUUCUUUUCUUCCUUUGCACAGCGAAUCAAAACCGAUACUUUGCUUUGACCAGUUACCCCCCAUCACCACCUUCCUCUCCUGCUCUCAUGGCUACCCCACUCUGAUCUUUGUGAGUGGAACCUCAGGCACACGCUGCCUCUCUUUUAGAGAAGAAAAGGAUAGAGAACUACCCAGCUUUCUUUCUCUUCUCUAACGUUAACGCCUUGCAACCCUAAUCCAACCCAACACUUCAUAAAUACUGAAAACCCAAGUUCCUGGCGGGGAAUUCUGCAACCAUCAAUUUCAUGAUCCGUGGGUUGGUUUUUUUCUUCUUUAUACAUACCGGCCUUUUGCUCAAAGACAGAGCAAAAGCACGCAAAGCCACUGUCCUCGCUCCCGAUCAGAGCCUUUAAGACAUGGACACUUUCUGAAAGCUCUUCUUCCAGAACGACUUCCGUUUCUUCUUUGCUAUUAAUUACCUCAUGCUUUGUUUUGUAGUUAAUUUCCUCUUAAAAGGGUCUGAGUAAGUAAGCAAAAUCUCUCUCCAGCCCACACCAUAUCUCUGUCUCCCCUUCUUUCUUUUCACUUUUUAUUCCUCUCUUGUUCUCUCUGUCUCUCUCAUGGAUUCCGGUAAUAGUGGUAGUAUGCAAUCUUCGAGUGGUGGGGAUGAAGAGUAUGAUUCACGCGCCGAAUCGAUCUCAGCCUUCUUGAACCCACCAAGCAGCCAUCUUGGUCCAUUGCCUAACCAUCCACAGCAGCCGCCACACCACCACCACCACCACCACCACCAAGCCCAGUCCUCUUCCUCCUCUUCCAUGUUCGACCCUUUAUCAAACUACUUCGACCAGUUGUCAUCAUCACGCUCAGUCCCACUCACGAACCCAAAUUCUUUUUUAAAUCUUGAUAUGGUCUGGUCCAAAACGCUAAGAUCUGACCCAAAUGCCACCGAUCUUUGCGGCUUGAUAACUCCCUCAUCCUCAGCCCAAAGCCAACCUUUCUUGACCAGUCAAUUAGGCGGACAAAGCAGAGACGGGAGUUUUUGCGCCAUACAGAUCCCUCCGGCGCCAGAAAAUUCUCCACGGGCUUCGGUUUCUGCUUCGGGUAUUUCAGGUGCAAACGAUCAAGCUGGAGGCAAUAACAAUAACGUGGUUCGAAACCCAAAGAAGAGGUCGAGAGCGUCUAGGCGUGCACCUACUACUGUGCUGACCACGGACACCACCAAUUUCCGAGCCAUGGUUCAGGAAUUUACUGGGAUCCCCGCACCACCCUUCACAUCCUCGCCUUUCCCGAGAAGCCGCCUCGAUCUCUUCGGCACAGCUUCCUCUUCUUUGAGAUCAGGGCACUUGGACCCAGCACAGCCUCCAUACCUUUUGAGACCGUUCGCUCAGAAAGUUCAGCCACCCCCAUUUCUGUCUUCUUCUCCGUCUUCUUCUUCUUCAGCUCCAUCCCUGUCAUUUCCUAGUUCUUCAAUGCUUGAUGUUUUAGGUUCUGAUUCAACAAGCAAUGCUUCUCACUCAACUUCCAUUAACUACCAACUGUCUUCUGAUUUAGGCAUAUUGAAGCAGCCCCAUAAUCUUCUCAACAUGAACAUGCAAAACCCGAUUCUCAACCUCCAUAAUCUCCUCCAAACCCAACCUAAAUACACGCAAUCCACUUCAGCUCUUCUUAGCUCCAAAACCCAGGGUUCUUUGGAAAUCCCACCCAAUGAUUCUCAUCUCAAAAUGGGCAAUGUUUUAGAGGAACUCGGAUUAAGCCAUCAGCACGUUGGAACACAACUCAGUGGGCUUUCAAACAUAGUUUCAUCGGACGGGACAUUUUCGAGGAACGAGAACAAUCCUCCUACCAGCUGGGCGAACGACACAGGACCCCACGGCGGUGAUCAAGGGCUCCUGAGGUCACUCAACGGAAGUUAUGGUAAUUCAGAGAGGAUUACCAACGGCAAGACGUUGAAUUACUCGGCGGCUUCUUCAUCGGGCUUUCACGGCGAUAAGGGGCCGGAGAAUGUGACUACAAGAAGUGAAGGUAUGGUGGAAUCCUGGAUUUGUUCAUCAGAUUAGGCAUAACCAAAAUGAGAAAGAAAAUCACAAACCAUACGAACGAGAUGAUCGAUGAGGUACCAUAUAAAGAUGAUGCAUGGAAGAAAAUCUUGGUGUUCUCCGUCUUUUGAGUGAUCACCAACUUAAUUGAAACACUUUGUUUAUUUCCUUCUAGAUUAUAUGUAAAUAAUAUCCUCUCUUUUUUUUCCUUUUUUUUUUUUUUUUGGUCAUUUUCGUACAUUCAUAUACAAACGGCUAUGGUCUUUUCAAUGUUUUAAUUGUCUCAUUUUCAUCAGUAAGAUAGAUGAUGCUAUAUAUAUAUAUAUUUGCUUUUAUA